Messenger RNA from Arachis ipaensis, 705 nucleotides. RefSeq lists its product as uncharacterized. Lineage: Eukaryota; Viridiplantae; Streptophyta; Magnoliopsida; Fabales; Fabaceae. The record is from RefSeq and is a predicted model, not a curated record. Gene Ontology annotation, molecular function: catalytic activity.
AUGGUGAAAUCUUUGAAGAAUAAAUACAACUUGAACAUGUUAGGAUUAAUUGAAACAAAAAGGGAAAUACUUACAAAAUAUGAUGUUGCACGGCUUUGGGGAAUUAGUACUGCUGGGUGGGACUUUGUGGAGUCUAUAGGAUCGGCUGGGGGACUGUUAUUGAUGUGGGAUGAUGGAGUGUUUAAAGUACAUAAUAGAUAUAAAGGUGAGCGUUGGCUAUGUGUGGAAGGCGUGUUAACCAGGGCCAACUUCCCCUGUGCUUUUUGUUUGGUGUACGGGGCGCAUGGGAGGGAGGCGAAGAAGGUGGUGUGGGAAGAGCUAAGCUAUGUGGCAGGUUUGUGUCAGGUCCCAUUCUGCUUUUUAGGGGACUUUAAUGAAAUCUUACAUGUGGAGGAUCGAAAAGGGGGGGCUAGUUUGCCGGCAUCAGCAGAAGAGUUUAAGAGUUGGGUGCAUGACAUGCAAUUGCUGGAUUUGUCUCUUACGGAUCGAAAGUAUACAUGGUUUAGGGGACGAUCAUGUAGUCAGAUUGAUAGGGUGUUGGUCAAUAUUGAGUGGACUGAGCGGUUUCUGGAUAUUCGGCUGAAAGGGGGCCCAAGGGGGUUGUCAGAUCAUUACCCAUUGAUUUUGGAAGGUACAAGGUUAGGCGGGGGCCCUAGACCAUUCAGAAGUCUGGAUGCUUGGUUCACGCAUGAGGACUUUCUGUGA